This is a messenger RNA of Cucurbita moschata (crookneck pumpkin), 782 nucleotides long. RefSeq names its product protein LIGHT-DEPENDENT SHORT HYPOCOTYLS 4-like. Gene Ontology annotation, cellular component: nucleus. Bases 181 to 684 code for a protein of 167 amino acids. The record is from RefSeq and is a predicted model, not a curated record. Gene Ontology annotation, biological process: response to light stimulus; mRNA transcription. NCBI's taxonomy places the organism in Eukaryota, Viridiplantae, Streptophyta, Magnoliopsida, Cucurbitales, Cucurbitaceae. The transcript has a single exon.
UCCUCUUCCCUCAUCCUCUGUUUUCCCCUCUCUCUCUCCUCUGUUUUUCCCUUUCUCUCUCUUCAAAAUAUCAAACCCAUUUUUCUCUCCAAUUCAAUCCAAUCCCACAACACCCACUUCAAAUCAUCUCCCAAUUAUCACCCCCCAUCUCAAAAACAACAAAAUCCCCUGUUUUUACCCAUGUCAGCUGCCGUCGCCGCCGCCGCUGCCGCCGCCCUCAGACGCCGGAGCUCCUCCAACUCCACCGCCUCCGAUGGUUUAUACACUCAAUAUUACCCCUCUCUCUCUCUGCCAAAGAUGCCUCUCCGACAGCCGCCAUUGUUCAGCCGAUACGAGACCCAGAAACGGAAGGACUGGAACAACUUCCGGCAGUACUUCAGAACCCACUUCCCGAAAUUAAGCCUCGCUCGCUGCAGCGGAGAGAAUGUCGUGGAAUUCCUCAGCUACAUCGACGGAUUCGGCCAAACAAAAAUCCACGCCGCCACCUGCAGCAACUCCGGCCACCGCUACCCAGCAGAUAUCUGCUGCGAUUGCCCCACCCGGCAGCCGUGGACCAGCCUCAACGCACUCAUCGGCCGCCUCAAAGUCGCCUUCGUGGAAAACGGCGGAAAUCCGGUGACCAACCCGUUUAACGCCGUCGACGUCAAAGCUUACCUCAUCGAUCUCAAGGACUCUCAAAGCUAACCAUGAAAGCUUUUACACAUAAUUUUUUCAUGGCCCAGACUGGUUCGCUAAUCUAAGAGAGAGGGGGCAGAUAGCAAAAAAGAAAAAAGAAAAAAAUG